UUAAUUAAUGCCGUUGAAGUAGGACAAGGUAGCACACGAUUAUAUCAGUCACGUGGUAGCAUAUCGGACUCUCUUUUGUCAAAUGCAAUCGAAGAAAUCAAUGGGAUUUUCAGUGUUCAGUCAAGUGUUUAUCAACAACUAAGACUUGAUACGUAGAUAGAGAUCGUAUCUUUCAGAAGCCUUGAUCAGUAAUGUCCUACUUUAUCUUCAAGCACAUGGACUAUCAUCGGAAUUCCCGAAGUGACGCACGAGAUCGCGAAUUUAAUAAUAGCGUAUAAAAUGCAGAUCAAUAUAAGAUUUUACCAUUCUGACAAGUGCACCAGCCAAUUCUCCACGAUGCUGCGAACAGCUGCACUUCUGACAAUUUUGGUUGCAGGGGCAAUUGAAGGACGAACGGUCCGAAGAAUCCCAAUCUUCAGAGAUAAUCGCAUUAUCAAUGGAGUUGAUGCUGAGGCAGGAGAAUAUCCCAGUCAGCUGUCUCUGCAACGCCCAACCAGUCAUAGCUGUGGAGCUUCGGUACUGAACGAAAAUUGGGCACUUACAGCAGCCCACUGUGUUGAUGGUGCAUCCACAUCUAGCAUCACUUUCUGGGCUGGAACAAUUUAUCUGGACAAUGGAGGAACCCGACAUCGAGUUGAGAAAAUCGUCGUUCACGAGGGCUAUGAUGAAGGCGAUUCUUGGAAGAAUGAUAUUGCUGUUGUUGCGGUGUUAGAUCCUUUCAAGAUCGAUGGGGUGAAUGUGACGCCCAUUGCCCUGCCAGCCCGGGGACAGAAUCCAGAAGAUGGAGCUGCUGUCACGGUUAUAGGAUGGGGCAGACUGCAACAAAAUGGCCCUAUUCCUAACACGCUGCAAAAGGUAGACCUUGCCGUUGUGAACCAGCAAAAAUGUAACGACGUGUACACCGAAUUUGGCUACCCUAUUUACGACGGUCAUAUUUGUGCCGAUGUGCCAGAGGGCAACCAAGGCUCAUGCAAUGGUGACUCCGGCGGACCAUUGUUUGUGAACGGAACCGUGGUCGGUCUUGUUUCCUGGGCAUACGGUUGCGCCGUAAAAGGCUACCCCACAGUGUACACCCGGGUCCCAGCCUACAGAGACUGGAUCAGGAAUCAAACUGGCGUGUAAUCAGCAGACACACCCAACUCCACCGCCGAACGUUAAUUGGUUCGCUAUUAGCAUAUAAUGACAAUCACUGAAAAGAAUUUCAACGAAUAUAUCUUAAUACAAACAGAC
This is a messenger RNA of Cryptotermes secundus, 1230 nucleotides long. RefSeq names its product mite allergen Der f 3. The record is from RefSeq and is a predicted model, not a curated record. Gene Ontology annotation, molecular function: serine-type endopeptidase activity. NCBI's taxonomy places the organism in Eukaryota, Metazoa, Arthropoda, Insecta, Blattodea, Kalotermitidae. Gene Ontology annotation, biological process: proteolysis. The transcript has 7 exons. Bases 280 to 1122 code for a protein of 280 amino acids.